This is a messenger RNA of Sebastes umbrosus (honeycomb rockfish), 1406 nucleotides long. It is a transcript of the gene colec10, whose product is annotated as collectin sub-family member 10 (C-type lectin). The record is from RefSeq and is a predicted model, not a curated record. The transcript is spliced from 7 exons. The coding region runs from base 141 to 1004 and encodes 287 amino acids. Lineage: Eukaryota; Metazoa; Chordata; Actinopteri; Perciformes; Sebastidae.
AUUAGUGCUGCACUGAUCCUCUGUUCAUACAGUUAAAACUGUUAUACUGGCACAUGAGAUACACACUUUGCCGCUAUAGCAACAACCUGCAAACCUAAAAACAAUCAGGAUCUUCCUCAGUGGUUAGUGAUGAUUGGGAUAUGAUGGGACUGUUGGUGCUCUGUGUGUUUGCAGCCGUGUUCAACUACAUCUCUGCCUCUACUGAAGUCUGCACCAAUGCCCUCCUUCCUGGAGCUAAAGGAGACCAAGGUGAGAUUGGAGAGGAGGGAGAUCAGGGAAGACUGGGAAAGAAUGGACCACCAGGACUUCCAGGAGUGUCAGGAGAGAUGGGGCUUCAAGGAGAGGUGGGCCACACAGGAAAGAUGGGGCCCAUUGGAGACAGAGGUAACAAAGGUGAUACCGGUUUGGAGGGGCCCUCCGGUCUAAAAGGGAAACCAGGCACAACAUGUGACUGUGGCAGGUACAGGAAGGUGGUCGGACAGCUGGAUGUCAAUGUAGGCAAGCUGAGGAACGCUGUCAAGUUUGUGAAGAACGUCAUCUUGGGGCUGAAGGAAACAGAAGAGAGGUACUACCUGCUGGUGAAGGAGCCAAAGAGGUUCAGAGAGGCUUCAAUGAACUGCAAGCUGAGAGGAGGCACCAUGGCCAUGCCGAAAACCACCAACACCAACCGUCUGAUGGCAGACUACGUCAGUCAGGCAGGACUGACCAGAGUGUUUAUAGGGGUGCAGGCUCAAAGCAGGGACACAGAUGGAACAAGCAGCCAUGUUUAUGCAGACUCCAGCCCUCUGCAGGGUUUUGCAGCUUGGAGCCAAGAGGAGGAGCUCAAGUCCAGAGUAUCUCCCACCACCACCACAAACUCAAGCUGUGUGGAGCUGCUCAGCACUGGAACAUGGAGUCAUGUGGAGUGUGAAGCCACCAUGUUUUUCAUCUGCGAGUUCCCAAAGAGCAGGAGAAGAGGAGGUGGAGGGGGAAGAGGGACGCCUGCCUCGACAGCAUCAUCAUGAGUUAACAUAUAUAGUUAACUCUUGUUAACAUAUGUAUGUAUACAUAUAUAUUUUGUUGUUUAAAAUUGGCAAUUUAUGUAAUGAAAAUGUAACUGAAAUGAAAAAUACAUUGUGCCUGCAUAAUCAGAUAAUAACAAUGGUAUUACAUCAUCACAGACAGAUAGACGGAUUCCUGAGUAAAUGUUAAAUGGUUCUACACACUGUACCGUUAAAUGGCUAAUUUGUUUGUGAAUGUAAGCAUUAAAUUCAUACAGCUUUAUAAGUAUCUUUUUUUUUGUUGUAAAGUUUUAAUUUCGGCAGCAACUUACCAUUAUACUCAUUGCCGAUUCAUAUGCACAUUGUUUUCUUGAUUAAUUGAUUUAUCGUUUGACUGAUAAAAAAUGCCUAUCACAAUUUCCCCAA